Nannospalax galili (Upper Galilee mountains blind mole rat) is the source of this 2073-nucleotide messenger RNA. It is a transcript of the gene Tmem209, whose product is annotated as transmembrane protein 209. Lineage: Eukaryota; Metazoa; Chordata; Mammalia; Rodentia; Spalacidae. The record is from RefSeq and is a predicted model, not a curated record. The coding region runs from base 95 to 1780 and encodes 561 amino acids. Gene Ontology annotation, cellular component: membrane. The transcript has 15 exons.
CCCCGCCCCGCAGCCAGCCCGCCACAGACUUAGCCUCGGCUUCACGCAUGCGCAGUAGAGAGUGGCGCGAGCCCGCGGCUUCCGGCUGAGGAACAUGAUGCAAGGAGAUGUAAGCCCCAGUGCUUCCCUUAUUGACAGAACCAUCAAGAUGAGAAAAGAAACAGAAGCUAGGAAAGUGGUUUUAGCCUGGGGAUUGCUAAACGUGUCCAUGGCUGGGAUGAUUUAUACUGAAAUGACUGGAAAGUUGAUUAGUACAUAUUAUAAUGUGACAUACUGGCCCCUCUGGUAUAUUGAGCUUGCCCUUGCAUCUCUUUUCAGUCUUAAUGCCUUAUUUGAUUUUUGGAGAUACUUCAAAUAUACUGUGGCACCAACAAGUCUGGUCGUUAGCCCUGGACAACAAACACUUUUAGGGCUGAAAACAAGUGUUGUACAGCCCACUCCUCCACGUGAUCUGGCAGCCACCCAAAUCCCUCCCUCUCCAACUUCCCCUUCAAUUCAAGGUCAGAGUGUAUUAAGUUAUAGCCCAUCUCGUUCACCCAGCACCAGUCCCAAGUUUGCCACCAGCUGCAUGACUGCAUACAGCCCUCAAUUGCAAGGACUCUCUUCAGGUGGUGGAGGUUCCUACAGUCCUGGAGUGUCCUACUCACCAGUCAGUGGUUAUAAUAAGCUGGCCAGCUUUAGUUCCUCUUCUUCAUCUCCAUACCCCACCACUGUGGGCCCUAUGGAGAGCAGUGGAUUGAGAUCUCGCUACCGUUCCUCACCUACGGUCUAUAACUCACCGACUGACAAAGAGGACUACAUGACAGACCUGCGAACUUUGGACACUUUUCUUAGAAGUGAAGAAGAGAAACAGCACAGAGUUAAGCUGGGGAGUCCAGAUGCUGCCUCCCCUUCUACCAGCCCUACUUUCUGGAACUAUAGCCGUUCUGUGGGGGAUUAUGCACAAACUUUAAAGAAGUUUCAGUAUCAGCUUGCCUGUAGGUCUCAGGCCCCAUGUGCUAACAAAGAUGAAGCUGAUCUCAGUUCUAAGCAAGCUGCAGAAGAGGUUUGGGCAAGAGUGACAAUGAACAGACAACUUCUUGAUCAUAUGGAUUCAUGGACAGCUAAAUUUAGAAAUUGGAUCAGUGAGACAAUCUUAGUGCCACUUGUACAAGAGAUUGAGUCUGUUAGCACCCAGAUGAGACGAAUGGGCUGUCCAGAACUGCAGAUUGGAGAGGCUAGUAUUACCAGCUUGAAACAAGCUGCCCUGGUCAAAGCCCCUCUCAUUCCAACUCUGAAUACAAUUGUGCAGUAUCUAGAUCUAACACCAAAUCAGGAAUACUUGUUUGAAAGAAUCAAAGAACUUUCCCAGGGAGGCUGUAUGAGUUCAUUUCGAUGGAACAGAGGUGGAGACUUCAAAGGUCGCAAGUGGGAUACAGACCUGCCCACUGAUUCUGCUAUCAUCAUGCAUGUGUUUUGUACCUACCUCGACUCCAGAUUACCUCCACAUCCUAAGUAUCCUGAUGGAAAAACAUUUACUUCUCAGCACUUUGUUCAAACACCAAAUAAGCCAGAUGUUACAAAUGAAAAUGUGUUUUGUGUUUAUCAAAGUGCUGUCAACCCUCCACAUUAUGAACUAAUCUACCAGCGCCAUGUCUACAAUCUUCCAAAGGGCAGAAAUAAUAUGUUUCAUACCUUGUUGAUGUUCCUCUACAUCAUAAAGACCAAAGAGUCAGGAAUGCUUGGGAGAGUUAAUCUUGGUCUAUCCGGUGUGAAUAUUUUAUGGAUUUUUGGUGAGUAGUGGAUCAUUUAAUUGGAACACUGGAACUUUUAUUUUAUUGAAGUGAAAAGUUGAAUGUAAGCAGCUUUGAGCCACUGCGUCUUCCGACUGAAACAAGACAAUGUGUGUUUUGUAGACUUGUUAGUUAACCAAAAAUGAGCUAUCAUGAAGCUACUUGUGAAAAUAAACCCUGAAUCCUCUAUUCCAAGAAACAUUACCUUGAUAACUGUAAAACUAACAACCCCAUCGAUGUGAAAUAGUGUUUUUUCCCUUUAAAUAAAUAAACUUAAGGACUCCUUUUCAUUGUAAACCCA